UUUAAAACGGGUAAGAUUUGAAAUUGACGUUCAUUUAGCUACUUAAUUUAUUCCAAAUUAUAUGGAAACAAGCUGCCAACAAGCUAAAUAAACGUAGAGGACGAAAUAUAUCACAAAGGCUUUCAACAUGAUGUUCUACACUCAGCUCUUCACAUCCAAGCGCGGACCUCUAGCCAAAAUCUGGUUAGCAGCUCAUUGGGAGCGGAAAAUCACCAAAGCUCACGUGUUUGAAUGCAAUUUGGAGAGCACCAUUCAAGACAUCAUGUCUCCACAGAUCAAGAUUGGAUUACGGACUUCUGGUCACCUUCUCCUGGGAAUAGUGAGAAUAUACUUCAGAAAAGCCAAAUAUCUCCUUGCUGAUUGCAAUGAUGCUGUUGUCAAAAUCAAGGUGGCCUUCAGACCAGGACAGACAGACAUGCCUGUUGAGGGACUGGAGGCAACACAUAAAGCCAUCACGCUGAUAGAGGAUUUCACAGAUUUUGAUUCCCAGCUACCGGAUGCAGAUUCCAUAGGAGUUGUGGAUCACUUUUCACUGAAUCAGUGCCGAACAGAGGACAUCACCCUCAAAGAGGAUUUUGGAAAUAGCUUUCUCACAUUAGAGGAUUUUGGUGAUGAAACCCAGUCUCACCAAGGGGGCAUAUUAGAUAUAAGUUUCCAAAGCCUGGCCCAGAAAGGAGAUGCGUUUGGUGACGAGGAAGCAGACUACAACAUUCUAGACUUCAUGGCCACUUCCAGUGAGCAUGAUGUUUGGACUGACUUCAUCCCAGCGGAACCACUUGUUUUGCCGGUAACUGCUCCUAUGGAUGUUAAUCAAGAAGGUCGUCCAGAAACCCCAGCUACAUCUGUAGCCAUGAAGGAUGACUCCCCAGUUUUGAAUGAGACAACUCUGUUGAUUAACGAGGACGAGUUCUUUGCUCUGGACCCUGUCGCUGUCACACCUUCCUCAGAGCAGAGAAAGAGGAGGAGGAGGAGACUGGUGGUGGACCAGGCCAAGGAGCUGUCCAGUCAGACUAUCAGGAUGCAGCUCACGGAUUGCUCCGAUGUCACCACCCAGCUGGACAUCGCCCCGCCUACCCGCCAACUUAUGCAAUGGAAAGAAAGUGGAGGGGUGGACAGUCUCUUCAGUCACCCCUGUUCCACUGUUAUACAUCCACACCUUCAACGGCUCUAUUUCAGGAAUGUGUUCCGGAGGAAAACGGAUCAUGUGGGCUACGAAGACGAGCGUGAAGAGAUGCGGGACCAGAGGCGUGGUGUGGAAACCGAUGUGAGCGCCCUGCCCAGUGAGCCCAGUGUCCUGGAUGAGACCGGGGAUCCGCAGAGAAUGGGACACAACGUGGGCUUCAGCCCCCUAGACCACAAUGACAUCCCAUCUGACAACGUCUGGGACACUGUCAAUGAUGUGAGCAGGUUUGAGGUCUCUCACCCUGGGCUUCCUUCUGAAGAUUCCAUUCAGGACAGAGAAACCCCAUCGACAGUGGCACGAAACACACAGUCCAUGGUGGACAGCCAAGAUGACUUUGAGGAGAGAAGGAUGACUAGCCGAGCACAGAAGUUACUGAACGCUUUUCAAGUUCAGAGGAGCAGUGGCGGCAGUACCAAAUUCAGCCUGCAGACACUAUGUGAGAGGAACAGUCGUUCCCAAGCUGCGGCCACCUUCUUCUGCUUCCUGGUGCUCAAAAAGCAGCAGGCCCUGGAACUUCACCAGAGCGAGCCUUACGCUGACAUUAUAGCCACACCUGGAUCUAAGUUCUGUAAGAUGUAGAGCAGUGAUUUUCACACCUCUUCUGGGGACCUCCAGAAUGUCUCACAAUUGUGUUUUGGAACUAGCUCAGUCAUGGCAGUUAUACUAGGUUAUUGAGCUGAUUCAGGUGUGCUAGGUCUGGAAUAUCUAGGGGUCCCCAGGAGAGGUUUGAGAUGUACUGGUGUAGAGGAAGACAUGUAGUGGAUGAAGGGAGGAGGAAGAGGUUGUAAUGAGAAGAUGUAUUUCUUAAUAGACUCACAAUUACUUCUGCCUCUUCUAUAGACUCAUUGCUAUCUAUCAACAAUUGUACAAAUGUUCUGGUGGUCUUGACACCUUCAUCACAUGUGAAUCAUAAGAGGUUAGCAUGGGAGGAGCAUAAACACUAUUUCAAAGAAAUGUUUUACACUAUUUAGCACCACUGCUGAGUUAGCUGUGAAUAUUUUAUUAUUUUGUUCAGGAGCACGUUUAAAUAAUAUUUAUUGUUAUUGUUCAUUACGAUGACAGAUGAUAGUUUAGGGGCAAAUUUGCUACUCUGUUUUUAUUGUUGUACAUUUGUACAUAUAAGCAGCAAAUGUUUAUAAA
Molecule: messenger RNA, 2323 nt
Organism: Esox lucius (northern pike)
Lineage: Eukaryota; Metazoa; Chordata; Actinopteri; Esociformes; Esocidae
Gene: rad21l1
Product: RAD21 cohesin complex component like 1
Exons: 14
Coding region: 128-1762 (544 amino acids)
Biological process (GO): synaptonemal complex assembly; replication-born double-strand break repair via sister chromatid exchange; mitotic sister chromatid cohesion
Cellular component (GO): cohesin complex; synaptonemal complex
Molecular function (GO): chromatin binding; protein binding
Source: RefSeq, a predicted model, not a curated record